AUGGCCUCAAAACUACCACCUAGAAGAGUUGGACAAGGGACAACUGUGGCUAACGUGGAUGUGAUACCAAGUGAAAAUAAUAUUAAAGCCAAAUGGGAUGACACAAACACUGAAAUGUUCCUAAAGAUAUGUGUCGAGGAGGUCCAGAUUGGUAAUAGACCACACUCACAUUUUACAAAGGAAGGUUGGAAAAAUAUAUUAUCAAAGUUUGCUACGAGAACAGGGUUGAGUUAUAACCAUAAGCAACUGAAAAAUAGGUGGGACUCUCUCAAGAAAGAGUUUGGCAUAUGGGCAAAACUAGUAGAGCACCAAACAGGCCUUGGAUGGGAUCCUAUUAAAAGGACAGUGUUAGCAAGUGAUGAUUGGUGGGAGAGAAAAGGACAAGAAAACCCAGAAUAUUUGAAAUGGAGAAAUGAGGGUCCAAAGUUCUUAGAUAUGAUGGAGAUAUGCUUUAAGGAUAUAGUGGCGACGGGUUAUAUGGCAUUGGUACCAUAUGCAGAACCAUCAUCAGAAAAUGAAGUUUCUAAUGAACGAGGAAGUGCUCAGAUGAAUGAUGUUGACGUGGAGGUAAAUAACUUUGAUGAUAAUGGUGACAAUGGUGACACCCCUCAACAAGACAAUGAUACUCCACGGGGAGAAACAAGUACAACACAAGCUAGAAAGAGACAAAAAACAAUCCCAAGACAAAAGAAAAAAAGUGCAAAUGAAAAAUUGCAAGAAUCUUUUGAUCGUCUUCUCUUCGGGAUGGAUAAUAUGUCACGUUCAAGUAAUGCACGAGUUGAGAAUGAUGAUCGUUGUAGUAUCACCAAAUGUGUGGACUUGUUGGACAUAGUGCCAGGGAUAGAACGAGGAAGCCCACAUUACUUUCUCAUGGUGAGGUUGUUUGCAAAAAAAUAUCAUCGGGAGACUUUCGUGGCAUUAGUGGAAAAGGACCCAACUCUUGCUAUGGGUUGGUGUCACACUUUCAACAUGGACGACCUUACCCAUCUUUGA
Messenger RNA from Dioscorea cayenensis subsp. rotundata (Guinea yam), 993 nucleotides. Its product is annotated as L10-interacting MYB domain-containing protein-like. The record is from RefSeq and is a predicted model, not a curated record. The transcript is spliced from 2 exons. The coding region runs from base 1 to 993 and encodes 330 amino acids. NCBI's taxonomy places the organism in Eukaryota, Viridiplantae, Streptophyta, Magnoliopsida, Dioscoreales, Dioscoreaceae.